AUGGAUUCCACCUCCUCCCCAGAGAGGCCUCUCGGCCCAAAGGAGCCGAUCAAGGUGCUCUGCGAGAAGCGAGGCCUCAACAGGGAAACCGUAGAAGAGUGUUUGAACAAGUUCCUGGCUCCGGAUACGGAAGGGAUCCGAAUCCGCAAUCUGGACCUCUACGUACAGGCAUUCUGUCAUAAGUCGGCUCUGCGCGAGUACGAUUGUCCUUUCGGUGACAACGAGCGCUUGGAGUUCUUGGGGGACUCCGUGCUCAAUCUGGUGGUGACGAAGUACUUAUUCGACCGUUAUCCGGAUCGCGCCGAAGGUUUCUUGACGAGGUUGCGGACCAAACUCGUCCGUAGUUCGAGCUUGUCGGCAUGGGCUCGCGACAUGGGCCUCCAAGACCUCAUCUUGAUGAGUUCCAAGGCUUUGGAACAGGGCUGGCACAACAACACCCGAAAACUAGAAGACGUAUUCGAAGCCCUGAUCGGCAGUCUCUUUCUGGACACUGGGAUAGCCUCCUGCAAGAGGUUACUGUAUCCGAUCCUGGACAGCUGCGACUUCGCCUGCGUAGAAGAGGACACUAACUUCAAAGACAUCCUCCUGAGGAGGAUGCAAGCCGUGCACUCUUGGCUGGUCGCUCAACAGCUGAACGUCACUCAGUACGGAGCAGAGAGCCUCCCGGAGUAUCACCUGAUGGAAACGUUAGGGCCAGAGCAUAGACGGGUAUUCAAGGUCGCCACCUGCGUGGCAGGGGUGCACCUAGGGAUUGGCGAACAUCCGAAGAAGAGAGAGGCGGAGCAAUGUGCUGCUAAGAUGGCAUUAGAGCACCUAUCGAGAUACGGCCUCCCUACCUUCCCGACCAGGAUGGGCUACAGGGUCCCCGUCCCGCCUUCGGUCGCGGAGACGUGCAUCAACGUGAUCCGUGCGGACAGAGCCUUCUUCUCGCUGUCUCGAAAGAUCUUGGUCAUCACCUUCUUCACGGCCGUGCUGGGUUGGUCCCCCUUCACCACGCUUCCCUUUUUCACAUACUGCAUGAGGUCGCUGCCGUCCGUGGACACGAUUUCGGACACUUCGUACGUCCGAGACCUCUCUACCUUUGGGGGCGUCUUCGGGGGGCUCGGCGAACCUGCUGACUCGGUAGGUGCGUCUGCCUCUACCUUGCGUCUCGACCUAGACAUCGACUUCUCCGCGGGCGGCGGGGGGUCCAUCUUUUCUGUGUCCUAG
Klebsormidium nitens is the source of this 1209-nucleotide messenger RNA. Lineage: Eukaryota; Viridiplantae; Streptophyta; Klebsormidiophyceae; Klebsormidiales; Klebsormidiaceae. The record is from the annotation of a GenBank genome assembly.